CAAACAGAGGCACUGCUGCGAGGGCACCGUGUUCCUGCCAGUCCUCCCCACGUGUGGCUCAGCUGCUAAUGCCACGUCUGUCUGUGUCUGUGUGUGUGUGUGUGUGUGUGCGCGCUAGUUAUGAUCACCGUCCAGUGUUUACCUCGGGAAAAUGCGCGGCGUCUCCUACUGUGACCAAAGCAGCGAUCGAUACUCACCAAAUCUCCCAGACAUGCUUCGUCAGAAACACUUCAAAACAAAACAAAAAAACAAAACCGAAAUCCCAUAAUUACGGACGUGAUCUUAUCUCUCGAUUUUUUUUUUGACAGGUGUGAGUGUUUAUGACGAUGACGGAGUGUUGGUGAUUAUCGAUCGCUGCUUGGGCACAUUACGUGACGUUAGACGUUUUCACGUUAAGCGUUUCAGAACGUCCCACGUGCCAAGUGUCUGUAAUACGUUUAAAAAGUGAAUCUUUAUCAGUUCCCUGAUUGGACAUCUCCGUCUCUGCUGUGAGAUCCCCCCUCUGUGCACCUCAACACAACAUCUGUCCCGCGAAGCAUCAUGGGACAUGUCCUGGACUGACUCUGUGCCUGAACCGGAAAAAAAGUGUCUCUGGUGAGGGAGCCAAGAUGAGGAUUACCAACCGUCACCUGAAGAAGUUUGCCGUGGUCGUCACUUUGGUGUACGGUGCAGAGUUCGGCGCUCUGUACUACGUGCUGCAGAAGGAAUACACCGAGUCAGGCUGCAAAAGACGGGCUCUGCAGAAGUUGGAAGCGUGUACCGCUGCUGUGGAAAGCCUCGGUGGCCCACCUUUAAAAGUCUACAGCUUGAAUCUGAUUGACAAAUACAACCGCCUCCAUCAGGACACGGCACAGGUGAAGAUCCCCGUGGCUGGGUCCAAAACCAAUGGUUAUCUGUAUACGUCUGCAGUUAAAGACCCAUAUAAGAACAGGUGGAGUCUGCGGCAUGCUGUGCUCAAGCUGAAGGAAGGACAGGUCUUCACCCUGCUGAGUCCUUACCCAGCAGCUAAGGCUCAAUCCCAGGCACCGGAGCACGUAAAGGGGAUAGACACAGGUCACUGGUAAUUCCAAAAUCCACGUACUAUUGAGACGGGGUUGGUGUGGAAGAUGAUCUGCUCCAGCAGGUGCUGAGUAGGGGUCUGGUAAGCCCAAAUGACAGGGAGUUAUACUGUCAUUUGGAACAGUAUAACUCCCUGUCAUUUGAAAUAGACAGCGGUUGGCUCAGUGAGUGUCACCGGGCUUCCAACAGACUGCUCUGGAUUGUGGACUGGAUGUUUGGUUUUGAAUAAAUAAUGUGACAUAGGCA
This is a messenger RNA of Scophthalmus maximus (turbot), 1305 nucleotides long. Its product is annotated as cytochrome c oxidase assembly factor 1 homolog. The record is from RefSeq and is a predicted model, not a curated record. The transcript has 5 exons. Gene Ontology annotation, cellular component: mitochondrial inner membrane. Bases 609 to 1064 code for a protein of 151 amino acids. Gene Ontology annotation, biological process: mitochondrial respiratory chain complex I assembly; mitochondrial respiratory chain complex IV assembly. NCBI's taxonomy places the organism in Eukaryota, Metazoa, Chordata, Actinopteri, Pleuronectiformes, Scophthalmidae.